AUUUGCUUGUAGGUCACCUUGUUUGUUCAAACACACCAAGCUAUUUUCCAGAGGAAGCCUACGCAGAACUGUUGGGCGAAUCUUUAGUCACGCACUUCCUGGUUUGUUCCCAAGAACAAAUUGGUCAGUUGUUGUGGGGGGAAAUUAUGGAGGGGGAUCAGGAAACAAGUGUGGCUGCAUCUUCAGUGGCUCCCAAGAAGAAGAAGAAUGGGUCCUUUCGAUCCAUUUUCAUGCACGCCGAUAUGUUAGAUUGGUUCCUCAUGGUCCUUGGCCUUGUUGGGUCCCUCGGCGACGGUUUCACCACUCCUCUCGUCCUUCUCAUCAGUAGCCGCUUGAUGAACAAUAUAGGCUCUGGUCCUACCAUCGAUCCGAAUGCUUUUACAAAUUCCAUUAAUAAGAAUGCGGUGGCCCUGCUAUAUUUGGCUGCUGGCUCAUUCCUCACUUGCUUCCUCGAGGGGUAUUGCUGGACCAGAACAGGGGAAAGGCAAGCUGCCAGAAUGAGAGCUAGGUAUUUGAAAGCGGUGCUCAGACAGGAUGUUGCUUACUUUGAUCUGCACGUGACGAGCACGUCGGAGGUGAUCACCAGCGUCUCCAACGACAGCCUUGUAAUUCAAGAUGCUAUUGCUGAGAAGGUGCCAAACUUCUUGAUGAACGUGUUUAUGUUCAUCGGGAGCUACGUAGCGGCUUUCGCGAUGUUAUGGAGGCUGGCUAUUGUGGGGUUCCCAUUCGUGGUGCUGCUCGUGAUCCCUGGUUUACUCUACGGAAGGACUCUAAUGGGGUUGGCGAGGAAGAUCAGAGAGGAGUAUAAUCACGCCGGUACAGUAGCCGAGCAGGCGAUAUCUUCCAUAAGAACUGUGUAUUCCUUCGUGGGAGAAAGCAAGACCAUAGCUGCUUUCUCUGAAGCUUUACAAGGAUCUGUUAAAUUGGGGCUCAAGCAGGGCUUAGCUAAGGGCUUAGCCAUCGGAAGCAACGGCAUCGUCUUCGCCAUCUGGUCCUUCAUGUCUUUUUACGGCAGCACCCUCGUCAUGUACCACGGCGCUCAAGGCGGUACCGUUUUCGCUGUCGGAGCUGCCAUUGCCGUUGGUGGCCUAUCUUUAGGGGCGGCUUUAUCGAACAUGAAGUACUUCUCUGACGCGAGUACGGCAGGGGAACGCAUAAUGGAGGUGAUCAAAAGAGUGCCGAAGAUUGAUUCGGACAACAUGAGUGGGGAGAUCCUGGAGAGCGUUUCAGGGGAAGUGGAAUUCGAUCACGUACAAUUCGCGUACCCAUCCAGAAGAGGAAGCAUAAUCCUGAACGAUUUCUGCCUGAAGGUUCCAGCUGGGAAGACGAUGGCCUUAGUGGGUGGGAGUGGAUCAGGAAAAUCAACAGUGAUAUCACUUUUGCAGAGAUUUUAUGACCCACUUGUGGGAGAGAUAAGGCUGGAUGGUGUGCCCAUUCACAAGAUGCAGCUCAAGUGGCUGAGGUCACAGAUGGGUCUGGUCAGCCAAGAGCCUGCUCUGUUCGCCACCAGCAUCAAGGAGAACGUUCUCUUUGGAAAGGAAGAUGCUUCCAUGGAAGAGGUCAUUGAAGCUGGCAAAGCUUCUAAUGCGCAUAAUUUCAUUUCCCACCUGCCUCAGGGGUACGAUACUCAGGUAGGCGAAAGAGGAAUUCAAAUGUCAGGGGGCCAAAAGCAGAGGAUCGCCAUUGCGCGAGCAAUAAUAAAGAAACCGAGACUGCUUCUGCUAGAUGAAGCAACCAGUGCAUUAGAUUCUGAAUCAGAGCGAGUUGUUCAAGAAGCUCUGGACAAAGCAGCCGUGGGUCGCACCACAAUCAUCAUCGCUCACCGUUUAUCCACCAUCCGAAACGCCGACGUCAUUGCCGUCGUCCAGAACGGAAAGAUCAUGGAGAUGGGCUCGCACGACGAGCUCAUGCAGAACGACGAUGGCCAUUACACAUCUUUGGUUCGUCUUCAGCAGACAGAACAAUUCAAAACCCAACAAGAAGAUACUGUCUCUGCCCCGUCGUCUAUAUCAAACAGGGACAUGAACAACACUAGUAGCCGUAGGCUUUCCCUGGUGAGUCGUUCUAGCUCUGCUAAUUCAAUGGCACGGAAUCCAGCUUCGGUUGCUGAUGAAGACGAUGGCCAUCAUGUUACAGAAGAACAGAAAUUCCCUGUUCCUUCUUUUCGGAGAUUGUUGGCUCUUAAUCUCCCAGAGUGGAAGCAGGCAACUAUGGGGUGUAUAAGUGCUAUUCUCUUUGGUGCGGUUCAGCCAUUGUAUGCAUUCGCAAUGGGUUCUAUGGUAUCUGUGUAUUUCUUGACGGACCACGAUGAGAUAAAAAAGAAGACGAGAACUUAUGUUCUCUGCUUUUUGGGGUUGGCUAUCUUCUCUUUACUUAUUAAUAUAAGCCAGCAUUAUUAUUUUGCUUACAUGGGAGAGUACCUGACCAAAAGGGUUAGAGAGAGAAUGCUCUCCAAAAUUCUCACGUUUGAAGUCGGAUGGUUCGAUCAGGACGAAAAUUCCAGCGGUGCUAUUUGCUCUCGACUCGCCAAAGACGCCAAUGUGGUGAGGUCCUUGGUGGGGGAUAGAAUGGCUCUACUGGUACAAACUUGUUCGGCAGUGACAAUAGCCUGCACAAUGGGGCUGGUCAUUGCAUGGAGGCUGGCCAUUGUUAUGAUAGCCAUUCAGCCUCUUAUCAUCGCUUGCUAUUACACAAGGCGGGUCCUUCUCAAGAGCAUGUCUAGCAAAGCCAUCAAAGCCCAAGAGGAAAGCAGCAAGUUAGCUGCCGAAGCGGUUUCAAAUCUUCGGACCGUCACUGCCUUCUCUUCACAAGAUCGCAUAUUGAAAAUGCUCCAAAACGCUCAAGAAGGCCCGAGCCAAGAGAGUAUACGUCAAUCCUGGUACGCAGGUAUAGGCCUCGGAUCUUCCCAAGGCCUUAUGUCUUGUACUUGGGCUUUAGACUUUUGGUAUGGCGGCAAGCUUAUCUCCCAAGGUUACAUCACUGCCAAAGCACUGUUCGAGACCUUCAUGAUCUUGGUCAGCACUGGACGAGUUAUUGCUGAUGCCGGAAGUAUGACUUCGGACCUUGCUAAGGGUGCCGACUCAGUGGGCUCUGUUUUUGCAGUCCUAGACAAAUACACUCAAAUUGAACCCCAAGACCCAGAUGGGUACAAGCCUGAGAAGAUAACGGGGCAGAUCGAACUCCGUGAUGUUCAUUUUGCGUACCCAGCUAGGCCCGACGUGAUGAUCUUUGAAGGAUUUUCCCUCAGAAUCGAUGCUGGGAAAUCAACAGCACUAGUUGGCCAAAGCGGGUCUGGCAAAUCAACCAUUAUCGGGUUAAUAGAGCGAUUCUAUGACCCGCUGAAAGGAACAGUGACCAUCGACGGCAAAGACAUAAGGUCGUAUCAACUCAGAGCACUCAGGGAGCAUAUAGCAUUGGUGAGUCAAGAGCCCACGUUAUUCAGUGGGACCAUAAGAGAGAACAUCGCAUACGGAGCGUCGGAUAAGGUAGGUGAAGCGGAGAUCAUAGAAGCAGCGAGAGCAGCGAACGCUCAUGAUUUCGUAGGAAGCCUGAAGGACGGAUACGACACGUCGUGUGGGGACAGAGGUGUGCAGCUAUCGGGAGGGCAGAAGCAGAGGAUAGCGCUCGCUAGGGCGAUUUUGAAGAACCCAACGGUGUUGCUAUUAGACGAGGCGACGAGCGCGCUGGACAGCCAAUCGGAGAAGGUGGUGCAAGAAGCACUGGAGAGGGUGAUGGUGGGGAGGACGAGCGUGGUGGUGGCCCACAGGCUGAGCACCAUACAAAACUGUGAUCUGAUUGCUGUGUUGGAUAAAGGGAAAGUGGUGGAGAAAGGGACCCACUCAUCUCUGUUAGCUAAGGGACCAACCGGAGCUUAUCACUCUUUGGUCACUCUUCAGAGAACGCCGUCGAACGCCGUUCCCUGCACUGGCCGAGUCUAAGUUUCAUGGCUGAACGCCGGGAGGGCCGAAGGCCCAAUCCUGCAUGAAGAUGAUCAGGAGGAAGUGUGGAAGGGUUUUCCUCCGCCCUAUUUUUUCCCCCGAGUUAAUUAUUUCAAUGUAGGGGAAAAUACAUCUAAGAUCCCUUGUUAAAAUUUUUAUUGAAAAAUAUUUAGGAUUAUAAUUAUUUAUGACAA
Molecule: messenger RNA, 4132 nt
Organism: Neltuma alba
Lineage: Eukaryota; Viridiplantae; Streptophyta; Magnoliopsida; Fabales; Fabaceae
Product: ABC transporter B family member 15-like
Exons: 7
Coding region: 147-3938 (1263 amino acids)
Biological process (GO): transmembrane transport
Cellular component (GO): membrane
Molecular function (GO): ATP hydrolysis activity; ABC-type transporter activity; ATP binding
Source: RefSeq, a predicted model, not a curated record